AGAGGACUUAAUAAAGUAACUUUAGGCGCAGAAUUCAACAAAUUUUUCGGCCAUAAAGACCUACUUUGAAAAAUCCAAUCUGUACGUCUUCUCGAUCACUUUUUUCCCGCCACAGUAGCUGCCUGUGAUCCACCGCAGCUGCUGCUUUAUCAAUCGAGACGCUUCAGAAAUCGAAAUCCCUGAAGUUUCCACCAUCAAGAACAUCUAAUAGCAGAGUGAAGGCGAGGAAGAAAACCCUAAUCCGGCAAUGGGAGUCAUGGACCUCUACUCGACUGUCGCAGAGACGAUUUACUCGUACACGGGGCUUUCGCCGGUUGCCUUUUUUACUAUCCUGGCGGUUAUGGUUGGCGUCUACCACAUGGUCUGUGGGAUGUUUGUUUCGCCGGUGGAGGCGGCGGCGGCGGCGGAGAGUAGAUCGGUGGUGUCGGAGCCGGAAUUACCUCUCGAACCUGUCGAGAUCGGGGAUGUGACGAUCGAGGAGCUGAGAGCUUACGAUGGAUCGGAUCCUAAGAAACCUCUUCUGAUGGCGAUUAAAGGGAAUAUAUACGAUGUUUCGAAAUCCAGGUUAAUAUAUGAUGUAAACCAAUUGGUUUAAUGUUCUGAACUUCAUAGUAAAAGCUUAUGGAUAAGCAUUGAACACGUGGAAAUAUCUUCAACUCAUCACUCCCGAGGACUUCUAAAUCUCUCGAGGGACAAAACAAUUGACACUAUAACCCAAGGA
Molecule: messenger RNA, 721 nt
Organism: Phalaenopsis equestris
Lineage: Eukaryota; Viridiplantae; Streptophyta; Magnoliopsida; Asparagales; Orchidaceae
Product: membrane steroid-binding protein 2-like
Exons: 2
Coding region: 248-595 (115 amino acids)
Cellular component (GO): membrane; endomembrane system
Source: RefSeq, a predicted model, not a curated record